Messenger RNA from Hirsutella rhossiliensis, 1455 nucleotides. RefSeq names its product glycosyl transferases group 1 domain-containing protein. Bases 1 to 1455 code for a protein of 484 amino acids. The record is from RefSeq and is a predicted model, not a curated record. The transcript is spliced from 3 exons. Lineage: Eukaryota; Fungi; Ascomycota; Sordariomycetes; Hypocreales; Ophiocordycipitaceae. Gene Ontology annotation, molecular function: alpha-1,3-mannosyltransferase activity; GDP-Man:Man(1)GlcNAc(2)-PP-Dol alpha-1,3-mannosyltransferase activity.
AUGCCACCGCAGCAGCGCUCCCUCCCCGCGCCCGCUGCUGGCGACGGCGGCGGCCCCAUCGUCUUCUUCCACCCCGACCUCGGCAUUGGCGGCGCCGAGCGCCUCGUCGUCGACGCCGCCGUCGGCCUGCAGCAGCGCGGCCACCGCGUCGUCAUCUUCACCAACCACUGCGACCCGCGCCACUGCUUCGACGAGUGCCGCGACGGCACCCUCGACGUGCGCGUCCGCGGCGCCUGGCUCGUCCCCCCCUCGCUCUUCUCCCGCCUCGCCAUCCUCUGCGCCGUCCUUCGCCACGUCCACCUCAUCCUCCACGUCACCCUCUCGCGCGAGCUGCCAGCCCUCACGCCCCGCGCCUUUGUCGCCGACCAGCUCUCCGCCGGCCUGCCCCUGCUGCGCUGCCUCUACCGCGCCGUCCCCAUCCUCUUCUACUGCCACUUCCCCGACCUGCUGCUCGUCCAGGGCCGCCAAGGCUCCCGCGCCAAGCGCCUCUACCGCGUACCCUUUGACUUUCUCGAGCAGUGGAGCAUGGGGUUUGCGCAGGCCGUUGCUGUCAAUUCAAAUUUUACCCGUUCCGUCGUUGAGCGCACUUGGCCGCGCCUCCCUGCAAAGGUCCGCAUCGACGUCGUCUAUCCCUGCGUCGACACCGAUUCCCACGACGACGCCGACGAUGAGCUGCGCGCCGGCUGGGGCAAGACUCUCCGUGGCCAUGGCAAGCUGAUGCUCAGCAUUAACCGCUUCGAGAGGAAAAAGGACAUUGGCCUCGCCAUAAAGGCCUUUGCCGCCAUCCCCGAGCCCGAGCGCGACGGGGUCCGCCUCGUCCUCGCAGGCGGCUACGAUUCCCGCGUCUCGGAAAACGUCCAGUACCACCAGGAGCUCCGUCAGCUCGCCUCGUCGCUCCACCUCUCCCACCACUCCGUCACCAGCCCCGCGUCCCCCACCGCCCUGGCCGACGCGCUCUCCCCGACCGCCCAGGUCCUCUUCCUCCUCUCCAUCCCAAACGCCCUCAAGGCCGCCCUCCUCGCCGCGGCCCAUCUCGUCGUCUACACCCCCUCCAACGAGCACUUUGGCAUCGUGCCCCUCGAGGCCAUGCUCGCCCGCCGGCCCGUCCUCGCCGCGAACACGGGCGGGCCCGUCGAGACCGUCUGCGACCCGGCGACGGGCUGGCUGCGCGACCCGGACGACGUGCCCGCCUGGACCGCCGUCAUGCGCCGCGCCCUCGCCCUGCCCGCCGCCGACCUCGCCCGCAUGGGCUCCGACGGCGCCCGCCGCGUAAAGAACACCUUUGGCCGCGACCAGAUGGCCGACCGCCUCGAUGCCCUCGUCGCCGACAUGGUGGCCGCCAAGCCCGGCCCGCCGCCCCUGUCCAGCAGCGUGCUCAACCUCGUCUUCCUCGCCCUCCUUCUCUCCCUUGGCCUGGGCCUGGCCAGCAUGUACAAGCGCCUCACUCGGAACUAG